AUGGGGUUAGAUGAUUAUGAAGAGUUCAUUGACAAAUUCAAGGGUCUUAAGUUAUGGUGGUCUCCUAGGAAGAUUGGUCCCUCUACAGUCUCCUAUUAUCCUCCCAAUGACCACGAGAGGUUCUUCAUGCUCACUGGCCAUCUGCGACACCGCGAUGUCGUGAAAGGUCCUCAAUUAAAACACGUCCUGGGUGAGGGGAAGGACCUUGCCCAUGGAGCCGGCAACAAAGCAGGAGAUUAUCAGGGACCUCGCAUGUUCACCGAGGUGAAGGACUACUACGCAAGCAUCCGGAAGGCGUGGAAGCAGGGGUACGUCCUCCAACGCAGCCCCGCCCCCCCGGGGGGACGGACAAGUCUACGAUGGCGCGACAAUGGUCAAUCUCCAGGGCUACUGCACGACUUCGAGCUCAUGAUGGCGAAGGGCAACGCGGAGCUGAGGAGGCUCCUGAUGAACACGGCAUGCAAGUCGAUCAUCGUGGUCGAGGACAUCAACUCCCUGCUCGACCUGAUGGGGCAGCGAAUGGCACAAAGCAAAGAUGAAGCCAACAAGGAGUUAAAGGAUGGUGGGAUUAGUGAUGGAAGCAGGGUCACACUCUCAGAGCUCUUGAACAUGAUUGAUGGGAUAUGGUCAGGCAGUGAGGGAGAGAAGAUCAUUGUGUUCACCCCCAACAUUGUGGACAACCUUAACCCCGCACUGAUCAGCGGAGGAGGAUGGACAAGCACAUGGUCAUGUCGUAUUGCAGCAGGUUUGAGGCCUUCAAGGUUCUUGCCUGGAACUGCUGGGGUCUCCGAGAUCUCAGGCUCUUUGCCAACGUCGAGGGCUUGUUGGAGGAGGUCAACAUGA
Messenger RNA from Eucalyptus grandis, 843 nucleotides. Its product is annotated as AAA-ATPase ASD, mitochondrial-like. The coding region runs from base 1 to 843 and encodes 280 amino acids. The transcript is spliced from 2 exons. Lineage: Eukaryota; Viridiplantae; Streptophyta; Magnoliopsida; Myrtales; Myrtaceae. The record is from RefSeq and is a predicted model, not a curated record.